CCCUUACGCUAAGGCAGUAGGCAAAUGUGGCUUACGAAAAUUAUUUAAAAUUUUUCUUCUAUUUUCAUUUCAUAUUUUCAUAACUUCAUAUAAAUAUUUCAACGCAAAAUUUGAAUUUGUAAAAUAAAUUCGGAGAAGCAUUAAAAAAUCCUACACCAUUUCCCAAUCAACUGCACAUAAAAAGGCGAAUGUCUAAGUCGAACGUCUCCAAAGAAGCGGCAGGAGCGCCAAAGGCCCAACCAGCACCUGCCCCAAUUGGAAGCAAACAUGGCGUUCACAGAAAUAAAGAGGAAGAACAUAACGUAAACAAGCGCAGCAGUAACCGCAACCGUAUUGGCCACAUGUCGGACGAUGCGAGUGGCUAUACCUCUUCCAGCGCCGAAAAUCUGGCGAGGAAAAGAAAAUCGCGCAGAAUGCCGCCCACAGAUGCAUAUGAAAGGCGUAGUGGCGUGUCGGACUGCAGCCAAUGUCGUAAACACAUGAUGAGAGCGCGACGUGCUCGGCGUAGGAAAUCCCGUUCACGCGGUCGUCGCCGCCGUGGCAGUCGCCGUCGUUAAUAUUAUUUCAGAUGAAUAUUUUUUGUAACAUUUGUGAAUUGGCCAAAUUAAUUUCAUGAAAAUUUGUUAGGCAAAAUAAAAUGCAAGUGAGUUAAAAACUUGGUCGUGC
This is a messenger RNA of Anastrepha ludens (Mexican fruit fly), 666 nucleotides long. RefSeq lists its product as uncharacterized. Bases 189 to 557 code for a protein of 122 amino acids. NCBI's taxonomy places the organism in Eukaryota, Metazoa, Arthropoda, Insecta, Diptera, Tephritidae. The transcript has 2 exons. The record is from RefSeq and is a predicted model, not a curated record.